Gryllus bimaculatus (two-spotted cricket) is the source of this 1223-nucleotide messenger RNA. The record is from the annotation of a GenBank genome assembly. Lineage: Eukaryota; Metazoa; Arthropoda; Insecta; Orthoptera; Gryllidae.
AUGACUACCACACAGCCCCAUCUGCGUUCUGAGGAAAGCAACUCACGAUCCUGUGUAAAUUCUCUAUUACACCAGGAAUCUUUGCAGAAUGUCAAGGAAAGAGUCGAUACCCAGUGUUUCAGUAACAGUGGUCAUUUUGAUUCAACAGUUUGUUGUAUAACUAAACCAUUUAACUGGAGAGGCUACGGAAAUACAGAAUAUUCAAAUAGUGAAGGUAAUGUACCCUGUGGAAUUGCUAAUUUACCAAUAUACAUGGUAUUUCCUCGUUUAUUUACAUGCCCUACUCUCUCAACAAAAAGUGAAACCAAUAACUACAAAACCAUAAAGGAAACUGAAGCAGUAGACUGGAAAGUGAAGGAAUAUCCAUCUUUAGUACCUCAGCAAAACUUUUGCCCUCAGUUAAAACUAUCCGAAAGCUUUCCCCUUUUUCUUACUUGGCAAAUUAAAAAAAGCAGUCUCCAAGAAAAUAUUGCCAGAUGAAUGGAAUUUAUCAAAUACAAGAAUGAAGCAAUAUAAUAAAAAAAUUGCUUAUGGGAUAUAAAAAUAACGAAUAUUACAUGGCGACAAACUGCAAAAUAGACAUGAUAUCAGACCGGACUCCGGGAAAGAAUAGAAGAACAAAGAAUGCCCUCAUAGACAAAAUGGAAGAAAAUAAUGAGACGUGACAGAGACAAGAUGCUCCAGAAGAAGAAGGGCGGUUACGACUUUAGAACAAUGAUGGAAAGUCUGUUUGAAAGUUUGUGAAGUGUGUAACAAUGCUAAAAUGUGAAGUUAUUGAUAGUGAUUAUAUGAAAUGGUUCAGUUGUUUUUAAAACAAAAAUUUUCCUUUGCAUAAAAAUAGUCUACAGCUUUUAAAUAAAAGAAAGAAGAAAAACAGAUCAAAAACCCUAAAGAAUACUGGAAAAAAUGUGUUAGCUCUUGGCAUGUCUUAAAGAAAUGACCUUCAUUGGAAAUUAUCUGAUAUAGGUGUUGAAAUUCUUACUAUCUUUUCAAGUAUUACUUUAUAUCAUGCAAUGCGUCUUGAAUAAAAAUGUUAUAAAUAGGGAAUUAAAAAUGUGUUGUAUAAUACACUAGAGAGGGUGCAUUUUAAUGAAUUUUUAAUAAUCCAGGUCCUUUCUGUUGGGACUUAAGUAAUUUUGCUAAUGCAUUUGAAGUUUUAUUAUAAUUCUGUUUGUAUAUACGUGUUUUAUUACUCUAUUAAAAUAAACACAAAGAACUUGUCA